AAAAGGUCAUAAUUACACUGUGAGGGAAAAGUGGUUAUAAACCGUUGAGGUUUUUUUGGCAGUAAGGAGAAGGAACUAUUAUUAUCGACUAUGAAGCCAUACCAUUUUUUUCUUUUUCUGUGUCUUUUUGUAUGUAUCACACAUACCCUCGUAGCUGCAGGACCAGGUGAAGACGAGGACGAAUCUUCACCUUGGGAUGAAGAAGUCGGUGAAGACGAGUAUAAUCUGCGCCCUCCCAAAUGGUAUCAAUCCGAGAGAAAGCCCAAGGAGCAGCAGAAACCGAAAGAAGAGCAGCAGCAACAUGCAGAAAAUGUGCAUCGGAAACCGGUGCUCAACAACAAAGCGACACCCACCAAUAACCGAGACAACAGAAACGCGCAACAUCCCACCAAUAACGCCGCCAAUGCUCGUCACACCAAUACCAAUGUCAAUGCCGUCAAUAACCGCAAUAUGAGGAACACUCAGAACCACUUGCCACCGUCCAAAACCACCAAUGCGGCCGUGCUGCCACCCGGCAUAUCACCCACCAUGUUGGGCGACGGUCUGUCAUCUCCCCAAUACACGAGCGUGUCUUGGUCUUAUCCUGUCUCUGUCCCACCACCGUAUUUAGCCUAUUCCACACCCAACAACCUUGCUGUCGCUCCUACUGCCCGCCCCAUUGUCGGGCCGGUCGGUAUGGAGGCCGCCGUGGCAACUGGAAAUACAUUGAAUCUUCCCGUACUGGCUACACUGAUGAGUGUCCUAGCAGCCAUUGUCAUGUUCCAUCAGUAA
This is a messenger RNA of Radiomyces spectabilis, 771 nucleotides long. RefSeq lists its product as uncharacterized. Lineage: Eukaryota; Fungi; Mucoromycota; Mucoromycetes; Mucorales; Radiomycetaceae. The record is from RefSeq and is a predicted model, not a curated record. The transcript is spliced from 2 exons. Bases 91 to 771 code for a protein of 226 amino acids.